Molecule: messenger RNA, 1351 nt
Organism: Harmonia axyridis
Lineage: Eukaryota; Metazoa; Arthropoda; Insecta; Coleoptera; Coccinellidae
Product: solute carrier family 66 member 3
Exons: 4
Coding region: 203-850 (215 amino acids)
Source: RefSeq, a predicted model, not a curated record
CUGCUUGAGAAAUAAUUUUGUGUUAGAUCAUAGACUCUGUGGAAUAGAAUUGGGUUUCUUAUCUAUGCAUCUUAGAUCUUAGUAAUGAUAUACUUUAAUCAAAAUGUGGAUUAGUUGAGGAGAUUUCAGAUAAAUGAACUUAGUCUCAUAAAUCACGUUUGUAAUAAAUUACCUCUAGGAUAAAAUCAUACAUUCAACCACCAUGGCCAGAAAUGAAGUUUCGUAUUUAUUAUUAGUAUCGAAUACGUUAAGUAUUAUAACAAUUUCAACAUGUUUUGUUUUGAAAAUUCCCCAAAUCAUUAGAAUUUUGAAACUGAAAAAUGCAUAUGGUGUCAGUCUCAUAGGACUUUUAAUGGAAUUAAUGAGCUAUACAAUAAUGAUGUCAUAUAACUAUAGAAAUGGUUAUGCCAUACUGUCCUACAUGGAAUAUCCAAUUAUUCUUUUUCAAGAAUUAAUAUUAAUUCUUUGUGUUAUGCAUUACAAAAGAUGUUUAAAUAUUUAUGGUUUAUUUGGCUCUAUGUGCUAUUUUUGCUUCGCCAUUGGUUUGUUGCUUGUUGUUCCGAAAGGAAUUCUCACUUUUCUUGUGCCACUAUGCACUCCAGUAGGGGCAUCAUCUAAAGUUAUUCAGUUGAUAGAAAUACUCAGAACCAAGAAUUCAGAAUCAGUCAGCCUUCUUACUUGGUUUAUAUCAGCAUUCACUAAUUUUACAAGAAUAUUCACUAUUAUUGUAGAUUCUGCCGAUGCAGCCUUACUAUUAAAUUUCUCUAUAAAUGUGUUUUUGAGUUCAUCUGUAAUGAUAGCUGCAUAUCUCUUCAAACCAUCCAAGGUGAAGAAGGAACAUCAAUCCUAAAGAAAAUAUGAGUUCUACUAGAUCAGUGAUAUAGAAAUAAAUUGAUUGUUUUACUUAAUGAAGACAUUUUUAUGCCAAAAGUUAGAUGUAACUAAAUGUAAAAUAGAUCUCAACAAUUCUAUGGGAAAUUAUUGAAUUUAAAUAAUAAAUAUGUAUAUGAGGCCAUUAAGUCCUUCAGCCCAAUGAUUUAAAUAAUAUAAUUGAAUAGACAAUAUAUUGCUUGUUGUGGGUCUGAAAACUUUUAUUAUCCACUUGUAUAUUUGGAAAAUGAAUUUUUAAUAUCCAGUUAUCUGAUGACAAUAAAAGCGAAGGAUUAUUUUCCAUUGAUAUGAAUUUUGAUUAACAGGGACUUAUCUGAAACAUAAUGAUUUUAUGCAUCUUUUAUGAUCUAUAUCAUCUAUAUAAUGCCAUCAAUUUCAAUGGAUUUAGUCUUGUUUUUAUUGAACAUUUCACGAAUAUUUUUAUUGUAAUUGAGUAAUAAUUAAAAAUAUUUUUACAAUA